Messenger RNA from Frankliniella occidentalis (western flower thrips), 6157 nucleotides. RefSeq names its product exportin-1 (gene emb). Gene Ontology annotation, molecular function: small GTPase binding; nuclear export signal receptor activity. NCBI's taxonomy places the organism in Eukaryota, Metazoa, Arthropoda, Insecta, Thysanoptera, Thripidae. Gene Ontology annotation, biological process: ribosomal small subunit export from nucleus; ribosomal large subunit export from nucleus; protein export from nucleus. The record is from RefSeq and is a predicted model, not a curated record. Gene Ontology annotation, cellular component: cytoplasm; nucleus. Bases 449 to 3643 code for a protein of 1064 amino acids. The transcript has 20 exons.
UCACUUAAUCUGGUCAUAUGUUUUACAUGCUUUUGACGCUCUUUUAGCAAACUCCUCGUGCUGGAGAUCAGCACACAGCGGCGAGCAAUGUAUGCGCAGUAAUGCACAUAUACGCGCGGGAAGAAUGUGUGCUUCAGUAAACAGUUAACUUGUGUCAUUGUCACAUCAAGGAUCAGAACUUCCCACAAAAGUGCUGUAUGAUGUGGAGUGUGUCAGUGUGACAGUGAUCGUAAGAAAUGUGGCUAUUUAGAGUGCGGAAGAAAGAGAACGGCUGCAAGUGACAAUGACGACUGAUCGACUGACUUUGAGUGUGGGUGUGUGUGUGAAUGAGCAGAUGAAUGAUAUUGUGUGGAGAGGUGUGCUGUGGUGUUCUGCUUGUGGAGAAAGCCUUACUGGCUAAUGUAUGAUUGAUUCAUCUUUUUUAUUCUGUACAUAAGUGUGAGUGAAAAUGGCAACCUUGUCUGAGCAAGCAUCCAAAUUGCUGGACUUCAACCAGAAGUUGGAUAUAACUCUCCUUGACAACAUUGUAGGAUGCAUGUAUGCAGGAAUUGGUGAACAGCAAAGAGUGGCGCAAGAAGUCCUCACAACCUUGAAAGAGCAUCCAGAUGCAUGGACCCGUGUGGAUGCUAUUUUGGAGUAUUCCAGUAAUCAGCAAACAAAAUACUAUGCUCUUCAGAUUUUAGAACAAGUCAUCAAAACUAGAUGGCGGGUUUUACCUAGAAAUCAGUGUGAAGGCAUUAAAAAGUAUAUAGUAGGUCUCAUAAUUAAAACAUCUUCAGACCCGGAAACAAUGGAAAGAGAAAAGAUUUAUUUAAACAAACUGAAUAUGAUACUUGUGCAGGUCUUGAAGAGAGAAUGGCCCAAAAAUUGGGAGUCAUUUAUACCUGAUAUUGUGGGUGCUAGCAAGACUAACGAAAGUCUUUGUCAAAAUAAUAUGGAGAUCCUAAAACUUUUGAGUGAAGAAGUUUUUGACUAUUCUAGUGGGCAAAUGACUCAGACAAAAGCAAAGCAUCUGAAGGAUACAAUGUGUUCAGAAUUCUCUCAAAUAUUCCAACUUUGCCAAUAUGUGAUGGAAAAUUCCCAGAAUGCUCCCUUGGUUGGAGCCACUUUAGAAACACUUUUAAGAUUCUUGAAUUGGAUACCCCUUGGAUACAUAUUUGAAACAAAAAUAAUUAGCACGCUCAUAUUUAAGUUCCUUAAUGUACCAAUGUUUCGAAAUGUGACCUUGAAAUGCUUAAAUGAAGUUGCUGGAGUAUCAGGAGCAAACUACGAAAACAUGUUUAUUUCAUUAUUUACUCAAACAAUGGGUCAAUUAGAAGUGAUGUUGCCGAUCAACACAAACAUCAGAGACGCAUAUGCAUGUGGUCAAGAUCAGGAACAAAACUUCAUUCAGAAUUUGGCAAUGUUUUUGUGCACAUUUCUCAAGGAGCGUGGUCAACUUGUUGAGAAAAAGGGUCUUAGUGAAGAAUUGUUGAAGGCUCUUCAUUACCUUGUUCUGAUUUCUGAGGUUGAAGAGGUGGAAAUUUUCAAAAUAUGCUUGGAAUACUGGAAUUAUCUGGCAGCUGAUCUUUACAGUGAGAGUCCUUUCAGCCCCCCACCCACUCUCUACCUCAAACCUUAUUCUAAUCUUGCUGUACAAUCUCGUCGGGAAUUUUAUUCUCGCGUUCUCACCAAGGUUCGGUAUAUCAUGAUCAGUCGCAUGGCCAAACCCGAGGAAGUUUUAGUGGUUGAGAAUGAAAAUGGAGAGGUGAUCCGAGAAUUUAUGAAGGACACAGACUCCAUUAACCUUUACAAGAACAUGCGUGAAACCUUGGUUUAUCUCACUCAUUUGGACUGUGCUGAUACAGAAUUAGUCAUGACUGAAAAAUUACAUCUGCAGGUCAAUGGACGUGAAUGGUCAUGGAAAAAUCUAAACACACUUUGUUGGGCUAUUGGUAGCAUCUCAGGUGCAAUGCAGGAGGAGGAUGAAAAAAGAUUCCUUGUCACUGUUAUCAAAGAUCUAUUGGGCCUAUGCGAGCAGAAGAAGGGAAAGGAUAACAAAGCCAUUAUAGCAUCAAAUAUUAUGUAUGUUGUUGGGCAAUAUCCUCGGUUUCUACGUGCUCAUUGGAAGUUUUUGAAGACUGUUGUAAACAAACUGUUUGAAUUCAUGCAUGAAACGCAUGAAGGAGUUCAAGAUAUGGCUUGUGACACUUUCAUUAAAAUAGCCAUCAAGUGCCGCCGGCACUUUGUAACCACCCAAGUUGGCGAAGUGAUGCCUUUUAUCGAAGAAAUUUUGAGUACUAUCAGCACUAUUAUUUGUGAUCUACAGGCUCAGCAGGUUCACACGUUCUAUGAAGCUGUGGGGUACAUGAUUAGUGCUCAGGUGGAUACGAUGGCACAGGAUGUACUCAUUGAGAAGUAUAUGAUGCUCCCAAACCAAGUAUGGGAUGACAUCAUUAGUCAGGCCUCAAAGAAUGUGGAUGUCCUUAAGGAUCCAGAUGCAGUAAAACAGUUAGCAAGUAUUCUUAAAACUAAUGUUAGAGCUUGCAAAGCCCUAGGCCAUCCAUAUGUUAUUCAGCUUGGACGCAUAUAUUUGGAUAUGUUAAAUGUGUAUAAGGUCAUGAGUACAAACAUCAGUGCAGCUAUAGCUGUGAAUGGAGAGGCAGUUACAAAGCAGCCCUUGAUCAAAAGUAUGAGAGUUGUGAAAAAAGAAACUAUUAAAUUAAUUGCUGACUGGAUUUCACGUUCACAGGACCAUGCUAUGGUGUUAGAAAAUUUCAUUCCUCCUCUGCUGGAUGCUGUUCUUCUUGACUAUCAGAGAACAAAUGUUCCAUCCGCACGGGAACCUGAAGUUCUUAGUGCAAUGGCUACAAUUGUGAACAAACUCGAAGCCCAUAUCACUCCUGAAAUUCCAAAGAUAUUUGAUGCUGUCUUUGAGUGUACGCUUGACAUGAUAAACAAAGACUUUGAAGAGCAUCCAGAGCAUAGAACGAACUUUUUCCUUUUAUUGCAGGCUGUAAACAAUCAUUGCUUCCCAGCUUUUCUCAAUAUUCCUCCCCCUCAAUUUAAACUCGUUUUGGACUCAAUUAUAUGGGCAUUUAAGCACACAAUGCGAAAUGUAGCUGAUACUGGCUUACAGAUCUUGUAUCAAAUGCUCCAAAAUGUAGAACAACAUGAGGCAGCAGCCCAAAGUUUUUAUCAAACAUACUUUACAGAUAUUUUGCAACAUAUUUUCUCUGUUGUCACAGAUACUUCUCACACUGCCGGUCUCACAAUGCAUGCCACUAUUCUGGCCUUCAUGUUUUCUCGUGUUGAGCAAAACAGGAUAAAGGUAGCACUUGGACCAACCCCAGACAAUGUAGCUUAUAUUCAAGACUUUGUUGCCUCAUUACUACGAGCUGCAUUUCCACAUCUUACGGACAACCAAAUUAAAAUUACUGUUCAGGGCCUCUUCAAUUUAGAUCAGGCCAUACCUGCUUUCAAAGAGCAUUUACGUGACUUCCUUGUUCAGAUUCGGGAGUACACUGGUGAUGAUGACACUGAUUUGUAUCUUGAAGAAAGAGAGCAUGAACUUCAGUUGAUGCAAGAUGAGAAGAGACGCAUUCAGAUGGCUGUACCCGGAAUCCUCAACCCCCAUGAAAUCCCUGAGGACAUGCAGGACUAGCGGCUGUGAUGUGUGUUUGUGUGUUUACCGCUCUACAAUGUGGUUUCAAACUGUAUAAAGUGGCAUAAUUGUUCUGUUACUGUGAGAGAGAAAGUAGAUUAGGUCAUGUUGACGGUAUGUGCAAGCACUUGCAACUUGAUGAUCGAGACCACCCAGUUUCACCCACCCACGCUAGUUGUUAUUUCUAUGGGAUACAUUACUCCUUCAAGUCACACCAUGUAUGCAAGUACUAAUCAGUUUUAGGAUCAAAAUUUUGCAAUAUUACUCCUAAUGUUCACUACAUGAUACAUCACCAGAGGUGUCUCUCUCUAUAAUUUACCUCGAGUUUCCAGUAAUAAGUCUAAAUUUGUCAGUUCUGCCUCAAACUUGCAUAUUAUUCAGUGUACAGCAUGUAGUCAAGUGGUGAAACAUUUUGUUUUAUUUUGUAACCUCCCUAUGGGCAUUGCUGUUUGCAUUUGUGUCUUUUGAAACCAUGAGUGAUCAUCCCAUUUUUGUUACUAUUUGACAUCAAGUUUUUUUUUAUCAGUUUUAUUUUUGUUUGGUUUUCCUUUUUUAUUGUUAAUUAAUGCAAUGUAGGGUGGUCCAAUAUGGAUGGGUGGUUUUGUUGUGUCCUCUGUUAAUUUUUGAAUGUACAACUAAGACUGUGUGAGAAAUUAUGGAACAUAAACUGCACCCAUAUAGAGCUUCCUGAAUAUUUUUAAAGUUUUCUUUUUUAUUUAAAAUUAAAAAAAAAUGACUUUAAUGUGUUUUACCAACGGGUCUUUUUGUUCAAUCCUCAUUUUUCAAAAAGCUCACAGUAUUUUGGAAAUUUUUGCACAGUGAGUGCUAAUCUUCUGCUCUAUUAGUAUGUUAUCACUGAUUUAAAAGAUUAUUUUAACUUCACAGAGUAGCAUCCCAAGAAAACUUGAUUCUAUAUUUAAAAAUUGUCUUCUAUGAACAUAGUUGUUAAUCUUCUGGGAAGACAAGCUAUUUGUGCUUUUUCAAAGAAAAUUGGUGACCUUCACUCAGCUCCUAAUAUUUCUAUAACAUGUCAUCUCUUCCCUUUUUCUUGUAAUGUGCUUAGUUUUCUGUUUUUGAUAAAAAUACAUUCUGUUGCAUUCAGUAACAUGGAUUGGGAACAAGUGUUCUCAUAAUUAUGGACUGACUAGUGCCGGGAGCUCUAGUCCGCAUUUAUACUAAAAGCUUCUCUGGAUACUGCAAACAAGGGAAUCUAUUAUGUAUAUUUAUUAAAUUAUUUGUACUUGUAGGAUAAGUUCCAACUCCAUGAGAAUGUUAUCAUGUCAUUUGCUUUUUGAUAAACACUACUGUUUGUAACCUGCCUCAGGCAGUGGUCAGCUUAGUUUAGUCUUGUGGUGCAGUAUUUGUACUUUUUAUAUUCUGCUUGAAGCAAUGACUCAAUCUCAGUGAAAGUGCUGCACUUUCUUUUUAUACAUAUUUUUGCAUUUGUGAGGCAGGAGGGAAUGUGGGGUAGGUGUCAGUCUCACUUUGCCUUGUCUUAAGUACUUGCGCCACUUACUGUUAACUUUUUGUGUCUAAUACUGAUUCUGGUUUGUAUUGAAAAUGAAAAUGGUUUGAAGAAUUACCCUGGUACCUGAAAUUAUCAUUAGUGUUGCCUUAAAACAGUUCAAUGAUAAUAAUAGCGUGAUUGAGUGAAUUAGUCCGUGAGAAAGUUGGCUGACCAGCUAAGGUUUCCUUUAUUAGCUACAGUGUUUUACUUGUGAGUAAUGACGGCCUGCAUAGUUAAGGGAGAGCGAAUGGUGGAUGCCUGGAGUGAGGGCGUAUUUUGUGGGAUAUUGUAGCGAAUGGAGGCUCCUCAGGUCUCAUGUUGGUGUAUCUCAGAGCAUGGAUGUGUUUGAACUGAUGUGUAUUGACCUCUGAAUGUUGUAUGGAUGUGCUUCUGGUUGAGUGAGAUUGCAUGUGUGUGAUUCUUGUUAUUCAUUCAUUCAACCUGCUUACUUUGACAAAUUAAGAAAGUUUCUUUGGCAUUUUCUAAUGUUUAUUUCUUUUCUUAUCUGUUAAAAGAAAUCUUAUGGAUUAAUUUGUUAUUGGUUUCAUCCAGUUUGUAGGGUUACUAGCCUUGAUCCAUGAAAGAUUUUUGUUGUUGUAAAAUUUUAUCUGCACCUUGUAGUAAUUACUGUUGAUUCAUCGAUGAAUUUGUUUUCUGCUCUUUCAGUAAAUGAAGGAGCAAGGAGGAGCUUGUCACAUUGGUCGAAUUGCAGUGGAAACAGUGUCUACCAUCAGUAGUUGAAUUCCACUCUUAAGAUCAUAAAGACCCUUAUCUCCCAAAAAGGAAUUUUUUAAUUUUUUUUAAAUUACUUUUUUUUUUUUUUUUGUUCUCACCUUUACUAUCCCUACUUUUCCUUUUCAGUGUGGGGUUAGGGAAUGGGGGAGGACAUCUCUUUCCUCUCCUCACAUGUACAUUAGCGUGUUGUGUAUUUGUGUGAAGUGUUAGACUUUUGCUAAACUGUAAGUAAUUCUUAGUGAUCAUUAAUAUAAUUAAUUAUCUUUAUUAUA